Candidula unifasciata is the source of this 1081-nucleotide messenger RNA. The record is from the annotation of a GenBank genome assembly. Lineage: Eukaryota; Metazoa; Mollusca; Gastropoda; Stylommatophora; Geomitridae.
UACUGUUUUCAACAUUUGUCUGUUUCUAGACAACUCUGUUUAUAAAGCAAAGUAUGAACGAGUGGCCAAGGAACUGCAGAUCACCAAGAAGCAGCUACAGCAGCAGCACGAGGAGGAGAUGGAGCAGGAACUACAGUCCAGGAAACUUAUUGAGAGACGGUUGCAUGAUGCAGUAGCAGAAGCAGAAGAGCAAAGAAGACAGGUGCAAGUUGCCAAGAAGAAAGUCCAAAGGUUAACAGCAGAGAUGCAGGAUUUAAAGUUGCACCUUGAGGAGCAGAUGUCGCGCAACAAUGAGUUGGAAAGGAAACAAAGAAGAUUCGACAAUGAGCUGAGUAUGGCUCAUGAAGAUGUAAGGGAGGAGAAAGCUCUGAGAGAUAAGUUGCAGCGAGAAAGAGAUGAACUGCUGGCAGAAAAAUAUUCUCUGGAACAAUCCUUUCAGCAUUUGAAAAUGGAUCACCAGAGCACAUUAGACAAAUGUGAGAGGCUGGAGAAGGAGAUGAAUGACCUGCUUCUGACUGGCAAGGACAACAGUGAGGCUGUGGCCUUGAAGAGAAGCAAGCAUGAGCUGGAGAUGAAGAUCCAGGAGCAAGAAGAGGAGCUGGAUGAUCAGGCAGGGCAGAUUCAGCAGCUGGAGCAGGCAAAACUCAGACUUGAGAUGAACAUGGAGAAGCUCAAACAGCAGCAUCAGAAGGACGUAGAAGAGAAGGAUGGGGAGAUAGAGGAAAUGAGGUACAAGACACAGAAGAAGCUGAGGCAGUUGGAGAGUCAGCUGGAGGAGGAAUAUGAGCAGAAGAAAAGGUUACAGGAGGAAAAGUCACAACUGGAGAGGCAGUUGCAGGCUUCGGAUACAAGGGAGCCACACAGAGACAGGGAAUCAGAGAAGAGGCUGAGACGCAACUUAAGAAGAACAAAAGCCCUAUUGAAUGAUGCCGGGGCUGCCUUGCUGAAGCAGAAAGAUAUAGAAGGGUUGGAAGAUGCACAGUUUGCCACCUCUGCUGCUGUUAAAGCCAAGAAAAGAAUGGAGUUAGAGAUGCAGGAGUUGCAGCAACAGCUGGACGAUCUGACAAGAGCCAAACAGGAG